CGGUUAGUUUACAAGAAAAGAGAUCAAAAGCAGGGACAGUUGGUUGGUGAAUACUGAAUGGUGGCGCGGGGCUUAUCCAAGGCAUUGAGGCAACAAACGCAGAGCGAAGUGGCAUAGAAACUAGAAAUGCACUCUCACUCCCACACCUUGCUUCGCCCACAUUCAUUCCCUUCCUUUCCCAAACCAUUUCCCUUCUCUUCUUUUCCUCUUCUUCUUCCUCCUUCCACUCUCCGCUCCUCAACUUUCGCCACCACUUCUGCAAUUUCCCCUAAUGAAACCAAAUUCCCUACGCAGCGACUCACUCGUGCUUGCAACAAUUCGCGCCAAUCCCUUGCUUCCAUCUCCAAUGGCAAAUUUCCCUUUCUUUCUUCUUCUAAUGAUGCUAGUGCUACUACUAAUUUAUCCACCAGCCUUCUCAAGUUUUCGUUGCUCUUCGGCUUCCUCACUCUUCAAGACUCUUAUCCAGCGCUUGCUGCUUCCGACAUUUCCACUUCUUUCAAUUCAUUUCCUAUAUUUGGGGAUAUUGGUGACUUAAGCACAGGUUUUGCUUCAGCGUUUCUGCUGAUAUUUUUCUCUGAACUGGGAGAUAAGACAUUUUUCAUUGCAGCGCUGCUUGCAGCUAGGAACUCAGCUGGUGUGGUUUUCAUUGGGACAUUUGGCGCGCUUGCGGCAAUGACUCUGAUAUCCGUUGCCCUUGGACGAACUUUUCAUUAUGUUGAUGAAAUCUUGCCAUUCAGGUUUGGAGAAACUGAUUUACCUAUUGAUGAUAUUGCUGCUGUUUGCCUAUUGGUGUACUUUGGGGUCUCUACUUUGCUGGAUGCCUCAUCUAGUGAUGGCCAAAAAUCAGAUGAAGAGCAGAAGGAGGCAGAGCUAGCAGUUUCUGAUUUUUCUGGAAAUGGUGCUGGGAUACUAUCUGCUGCUAGCACAGUUGCCAGUACUUUUCUCUUAGUUUUUGUUGCAGAAUGGGGCGACAAGUCAUUUUUCUCCACAAUUGCCCUUGCAGCAGCUUCUUCUCCCCUUGGAGUCAUAGCUGGAGCACUGGCCGGUCAUGGCGUUGCGACUUUGCUAGCUGUGCUUGGGGGCUCUUUAUUGGGGAGUUUUUUGUCAGAGAAGGUUAUUGCCUACAUCGGAGGUGUUCUCUUUCUCGUCUUUGCUGCAGUAACCUUAUUUGAAAUUGUGCAAUAGGUGUUAAAAGAAAUGCAAUAUAAUGUUAGUGCAAAGGGAUCAAGAACGUAAUGGCCUCUAGAGUUGUAUGAUUCUGCACCUCCUUUACUAAAUUUAUUAAUAGCGGCUCCAGAAGGAAAACAAAUUAAUGUAUAAUAAUACCAGUACCUAUUUUUUUUUUUGGAAUAGUUGAUUACAUUUCCUUGCAAUCCUCACGAUUAUUAAA
This is a messenger RNA of Cajanus cajan (pigeon pea), 1390 nucleotides long. RefSeq names its product protein PAM71, chloroplastic. NCBI's taxonomy places the organism in Eukaryota, Viridiplantae, Streptophyta, Magnoliopsida, Fabales, Fabaceae. Gene Ontology annotation, biological process: Golgi calcium ion transport; calcium ion transmembrane transport; manganese ion transmembrane transport. The record is from RefSeq and is a predicted model, not a curated record. Gene Ontology annotation, molecular function: manganese ion transmembrane transporter activity; calcium ion transmembrane transporter activity. Gene Ontology annotation, cellular component: Golgi apparatus; chloroplast thylakoid membrane.